AUGGAUGCCGCGCUGUUCGUCCUUAUCUCUGGUGUCGUUGUGGUAAUGGUAGGGAUGCGAGGAGGAGAGGACGCCGCGCUGUUUGUCCUCAUCGCUAGUGUCGUUGUGAUUCCAAAGACUGCGGGAAUCCACACUGCGACUCAGUUCUGGAAGGAGUACUUCAGUGAUCUGAAUGCUUCGGCGUUUCCGCACUUGACAUCUCCCCUUGAUGUUCCCUACCCCGAUGCAAGGUCAGAGCAACGCAUGACUUUCACAACUCUGCAACGGUCAACUUGGCCCGAGGCCCUGUUUGGUGUAGUGACAGAGCAACGGCAAACCCUGGCUAAUGGCCCAACACGGACUGUCGUCCCUUUCCGCGUACACUGCGCUUCUGACCAGUCUCUGUCAGACAUUUUGACCACAGUCAAUGGGAACGAUGAUGCCAUCCGCCAAUUUGCAGAUGUCGGUCUUCGCAACGUCGCUUCCUCUGGGGAUGACGGUUCUGCUGCUUGCGGGUUUCAGACCGUCCUGCUAGUCACCGAGGGCGACAAUGAAUGGUCCUCUCCUUGUGAGAUUCACCGCAAGAUCGGGGAGUCUGAGCUGUUUAUACCCUGCACCAAUCGCGCCCUGUUGCUCCACUGUCAGAUGGCCGGCCAGUGA
Messenger RNA from Fusarium verticillioides 7600, 639 nucleotides. RefSeq lists its product as hypothetical. The transcript has 3 exons. NCBI's taxonomy places the organism in Eukaryota, Fungi, Ascomycota, Sordariomycetes, Hypocreales, Nectriaceae. Bases 1 to 639 code for a protein of 212 amino acids. The record is from RefSeq and is a predicted model, not a curated record.